AUGCUGCGGUCGGACCCGAGACUAUGCGGAUUCAAAAUCCCGGGUGAGGUUGAGAGGAUCCUAGUCGCCCUGUUCGCCGAUGACACAACGGUUUACCUAUCUGAGAAUGAUAAGUACUGCGACCUUUUAGACGUACUGGAAACGUGGUGCAAAGCCUCGCGGGCACGAUUCAACAAAAAUAAGACCGAAAUCAUACCGAUUGGGACGAAAGAGUACCGAGACAAGGUGCGAAGAACGCGCUCCCUGAACGGAACCGAAGCCGACAUACCGGAAGAUGUGGAAAUCUUGAAAGAUGGCCAAGCAACCAGGCUGCUCGGCGCGUGGGUUGGCAACGGGAUUGACCAAGCGGCCGUAUGGACGGACACGGUAAGGAAAGUUGACAAAGAACUUCGGAGGUGGCACACGGCAAAACCAACGCUGCAUGCGAAAGCUCUGGUUGUGCAAAUGACAGUAGGCGGCCUAACACAGUACAAAACACGGGUCCAAGGAAUGCCAAACUCGAUACAAGAGGAACUGAAUAAGAGCAUUAGGAAGUUCAUAUGGGGUGAAGGACGCGGCUCACCGAUUGCGAUGGCGGAGCUACAGAGG
This is a messenger RNA of Punctularia strigosozonata HHB-11173 SS5, 588 nucleotides long. RefSeq lists its product as uncharacterized. The annotation marks the transcript as partial. The transcript has a single exon. The record is from RefSeq and is a predicted model, not a curated record. Lineage: Eukaryota; Fungi; Basidiomycota; Agaricomycetes; Corticiales; Punctulariaceae.